AUGCUGGGAUGCGUGACCCGUGUCCGACGGCUGGUGCGUCUCCUCCCUUUGCAGACCUCCCUGCUCCUGCUCUUCCUCUUCUGCACCAUCAGCGUCUUCAUCUCGGCCUACUUCCUGUAUGGAGCCAAGCGGGAGCUGGAGCCUUCAGGAGGGGGCGUGUCGGGAUCAGAAGGAGCGUCAGCCGACUCGGACGACCUCAGGGUCACACCAUCAAGACUGUUACCUCUGCGGGGAGUCGCCGGGGGGCCUGGAGGAGACCCUGCAGGGGCGAGGACAGAUCCUGUAGUUCUGGUGUUUGUGGAGAGCCAGUAUUCUCAAUUGGGUCAAGAAAUUGUGGCCAUUUUGGAAUCCGGCCGUUUUCGGUAUAGGACAGAAAUAUCCCCUGGUAAAGGGGACAUGCCCACAUUAACAGACAAAGAAAGAGGGCGGUUCACACUAGUAAUUUAUGAAAACAUCCUGAAGUAUGUCAACCUGGACGCUUGGAACAGGGAGCUGCUGGACAAGUACUGUGUGGAGUACGGUGUGGGUAUCAUCGGCUUCUUCAAGGCCAAUGAAAACAGUCUGCUCAGUGCCCAGCUCAAAGGCUUCCCACUUUUCCUUCACUCCAACUUGGGCCUGAAAGACUGCACAGUGAACCCCAAGUCCCCACUGCUGUUCAUCACGCGCUCGGGUCAGCCCCUGCCAGGACCUCUUCCCGGGGAUGAUUGGACUGUGUUCCAGUCCAACCACUCCACAUACGAGCCUGUGCUCCUGGCAAAGACCCAGUCUGCUGACAGUGUGGCCUCCAUCGGGCAGAACGCGGCACUGCUCCCCUCCGUGGUGCAGGACCUGGGGCUCCAUGACGGCAUCCAAAGGGUUUUGUUUGGAAACAACCUAGUAUUUUGGCUGCACAAGCUGGUGUUUGUGGACGCUGUGGCCUUUCUGACCGGGAAGAGGCUGUCCCUUUCCCUGGACCGCUACCUUCUGGUGGAUAUAGAUGACAUCUUUGUUGGGAAGGAGGGCACUCGCAUGAAGGUGCCUGAUGUUAAGGCCUUGUUAGAGACACAGAAGGAGCUGCGCACACAUGUCCCCAACUUCACAUUCAAUCUGGGCUUCUCGGGGAAGUUCUUCCACGCUGGCUCUGAUGAGGAGGACCUUGGCGACGACCUGCUACUAUCUUUUGUGAAAGAGUUCUGGUGGUUUCCUCACAUGUGGAGCCAUAUGCAGCCGCAUCUCUUCCACAACCAGUCGGUCCUGGCCGAACAGAUGCUGCUCAAUAAGAAGUUUGCCAUGGAGCAAGGGAUACCCACAAACAUGGGGUACGCAGUGGCCCCCCAUCACUCUGGCGUGUACCCCGUGCACCUGCAGCUGUACGACGCCUGGAAGAAGGUCUGGAGCAUCAAGGUGACCAGCACCGAGGAGUACCCUCAUUUGAAACCGGCCCGCUUCAGACGGGGCUUCAUUCACAGCGGCAUCAGUGUGCUUCCCAGACAGACGUGUGGUCUUUUCACGCACACCAUUUUCUAUAAAGACUACCCCGGCAGCCCCAACGAACUGGACAAGCUCAUCAACGGAGGGGAGCUCUUCCAGACUGUUCUACUCAACCCUAUUAGUAUAUUCAUGACCCAUCUGUCUAACUAUGGGAACGACCGCCUCGGGCUCUACACCUUUAAAAGCCUGGUGAAUUUUGUGAAGAUGUGGACCAACCUGAAGAUGCAAACUCUUCCUCCCAUUCAGCUCGCUCAGAAGUACUUCAGCCUGUUCCCCUCAGAGAGAGACCCCCUCUGGCAGGAUCCUUGUGAGGACAAAAGGCACAAGGACAUCUGGUCCAAAGAGAAAACAUGUGACCGAUUUCCCAAACUGCUUGUCAUCGGACCUCAGAAAACAGGCACAACAGCACUGUACCUGUUCCUCGGCAUGCACCCGGAUCUGACCAGUAACUACCCGAGCAAAGAGACCUUUGAAGAAAUCCAGUUCUUUAACGGCCACAACUACCACAGGGGCAUCGACUGGUAUAUGGAGUACUUCCCCCUCCCCUCCAAUACCAGCUCCGACUACUAUUUUGAGAAGAGUGCCAACUACUUUGACUCUGAAGUGGCUGCUCAGCGGGCCGCGGCACUCCUGCCCAAAGCCAAGAUCAUCACCAUCCUCAUCAACCCGGCCGAUCGAGCGUACUCCUGGUAUCAGCACCAAAGAGCACAUGACGACCCAGUUGCACUGAAAUACUCCUUCCAUGAAGUCAUCACUGCGGGACACGAGGCGCCCAUCCGUCUGAGGGUCCUGCAGAACCGCUGCCUGGUGCCCGGCUGGUACGCUGUGCACAUGGAGCGAUGGCUCAACUACUACCACUCCAGUCAGCUGCUGGUCUUGGAUGGGCAGAUGCUAAAAACAGAACCAGCCUCAAUUAUGGACAAAAUCCAAAAAUUUCUGAGCCUGACCAAUGUCAUAAAUUAUCACAAAAUCUUAGCGUUUGAUCCCAAGAAGGGUUUCUGGUGUCAGCUACUGGAAGGAGGGAAGACGAAGUGUCUGGGGAAGAGCAAAGGCCGGAGGUACCCUGACAUGGGCCCAGAGUCCCAGGCCUUCCUCAGGGACUACUAUCGGGAUCACAACAUUGAACUUUCAAAGCUCUUGUACAGAAUGGGUCAGCCACUGCCCACUUGGCUCCGAGAAGAGCUGGUCCACACGAGGUAG
Messenger RNA from Knipowitschia caucasica, 2670 nucleotides. The record is from the annotation of a GenBank genome assembly. NCBI's taxonomy places the organism in Eukaryota, Metazoa, Chordata, Actinopteri, Gobiiformes, Gobiidae.